Amyelois transitella is the source of this 1652-nucleotide messenger RNA. RefSeq names its product cytochrome P450 4V2. Bases 144 to 1628 code for a protein of 494 amino acids. The transcript has 11 exons. Gene Ontology annotation, molecular function: heme binding; oxidoreductase activity, acting on paired donors, with incorporation or reduction of molecular oxygen; monooxygenase activity. The record is from RefSeq and is a predicted model, not a curated record. Lineage: Eukaryota; Metazoa; Arthropoda; Insecta; Lepidoptera; Pyralidae.
AGCAUAUUUAACAAUGGCGUUCAAUGGAAUCAUUCGGCAUAUUUCGUUGUAUCUAGGUACUCAUAAUUUAUUCAACAACUGUGUGAAUGUAAUGUGAGUUAUUACAUAUUUCUCAAUAAAGGAUUAAACAUACGUUUUAAACCAUGGUUUUAGAAGUGUUGGUCAUAUUCGUCGUCACCUGGGCCGUUUUAACGUACUUGCAAAGCGGCAUGAAGAAAGAGAAUGAGCCACCUCCAGUCAGAUUUGAAUUGCCUAUAAUACGCCACACACAUAGAAUAUUGAAGGCAAGAGAUGGUCGAGAUUGGUGGAAUUUGUGGUUAGAAACAGCUGAUGAUUGUUGGGAAAAAGGAGGAGUACUAUCAAUUAAUACAAUUUUUCCACAAUUUACACAUAUUGUGAUCGGUAAUCCAGACGACUUGCUAAUUGUAGCCAAUAGCACGAUGAAGCACUAUUUCUACAAGGCUUUUCAUCAACAUUUUGGUAGACAUGGAUUAGUUGUAGCUACAGGGAAUGUAUGGAAAAACCACAGGAAACAAAUUAAUCUAGCGUUCACGCCGAAAUUCUUGAACACUGUGUUGAUUGAUCUGUUCAAUGGAUGUGGGAGAUCGCUGUGUAGCACCUGGGCGUCGAAGGUGGGCAAACCGUUUGAACACAUGCAGACGAUAAGCGAAGCCGCCCUAGAAGCUGUAUUGGGAGAUAUAGGUAAAGAAUGCAACGUCUCAAUAAAGGACUACGUGGAAGCAGUCGCUUGUUUGGACCGCUCGUUGGCCCUAAGAUUAGGAAAUUUAUUUUUACAUCUCGACCUCAUAUAUUUCCUGACCAAAGAUGGCCGAGAGCAUAUUGCAAAGGCUGACUAUGUCAGUAAGGAGGGCAGGAAAUUAAUUGAAGCCACCAGAAAGAAGAUGCGAACGAACCCUGACGGCACUAAAGAAAUACCAGAAAUCAAAACAAUAGUUGACUUUUUGGUAUUUAUGACUGAUUUCAACGACGAAGACUUACUGGAUGAAGUCAAUACGUUUCUGGCGGGGGGGCACAACACCACCGCAUCCAGCCUGACGUCAUUCUUUGUAAUCUUGGGCUCUUAUCCUGAGGUGCAAGAAAAGCUUUAUAAAGAAUUAGUAUCAGUCUACGGAACCUCAGAUAGAGAUGUGACUAAAGAGGACUUUGCAUCAUUGCCAUAUUUAGAAGCUGUUAUUAAGGAGGCCAUGCGUUUGUACCCGGCCGUACCCAUCGUAAUGAGAUACUCUAAAAAGAAACUGGCACUGACGAAUUACACAAUCCCAGGGAACAGGUUCUACUUGAUGAACAUCUACGCAUCCAACCGGCACCCAGUAUGGGGACCAGAUAGGAUGGAGUUCAAACCGGAGCGCUGGCUGGACCGGGAUAAGCUGCCGCCGCAACACGCCUUCGCUUCCUUUAGUUUGGGGAAAAGAAGUUGCAUAGGUAAAAGGUACGCGAUGUAUGCAAUGAAGACUAUCGUCACUCACAUCUUGAGGCGAUACAAGGUGAUUGCGGACAUCAACAAGUUCGAAGUGGAGUUGGCUUUCCUGAUGAAACCGAUCUCCGGAGGUGUGAUCACACUCGAAGAAAGAAAUCCAGACUUAGCGACGAACGAACAAAAGGAAUAGGACGUAUGUUUGAAAGUGUUUUAU